This is a messenger RNA of Phoenix dactylifera (date palm), 3570 nucleotides long. Lineage: Eukaryota; Viridiplantae; Streptophyta; Magnoliopsida; Arecales; Arecaceae. The record is from RefSeq and is a predicted model, not a curated record.
UACCACACGCAGUAUAGUCAGUGAGGCCACGUAAUUAUUUCUAAAUUAAAAAUCUUCUAAUUACUCUAUGAUCCUGGAUAUUUUAUUUCUUGAAUAAUAAAAUUCAAAGAACCGCAGUUAUUGUCAGAUUUUACGGCAUAAAUUCAUAUUUUUUACCAUCUUCAACGGUUCAUGUCGGCCAAAUCAUGAGCUCUCCAGUUUCCAUCCUGACGUUGCUCAUGUCGGCAAGGUCGAACACCAAAGUUUUACAUGAUGUGAUCAGCCGGACACAAAAAGGCCCACAGAAACAGAGACAAGCGCGAAAUUUGCCAAGCCAAGGCCACCAAGCGGGACAAUUUCUGACAGCACUUUGAUGACAUCAGGAGAAUAUCCAAUCUCGUCCGUCCAUCUUCUUUCAGUGUUUAUCAUCUCUCCCAGAAUUUGGACACCUGUCGUGGUCAAAUCCCCACGGUCUUUUUUACCGUCUUUUUUUUGAGUUUUUCUAGCGCUACGAACGUUUGCAUGUUACCGUGCAAUCCGUUUCCCCGAAACCCUUGGCCGUUUCCCUCAUCUGCGCUUAGCCCCUCGUUUCCCUGCGUGCCAGCUUUUAGCUGCAAAAAUAGAACAACAAAAAAGGAAACCUCCGUCGCAACAGCAAGAUAUCACCGUUGGCACGGACCAAAAUGACGGUUAAAGCUUUCCAUCCCCAGAUUUCCUGCACCGUGCGAAACAGCAUCAGAACAUUCACUAAAAUCUCAGCCGUACAAAAAACAUACCGCUCAAUCAGAUCCGGUAACCACUGCUUGGUACACAUCAAUGAUGUUCGAAACGGAACACCAAACCUCUUCCAUAACAUUCACCCCUGCAAUGGCAACCUCUUCAGUUUCUCUCACCUCCUCGACCCUCCCUCCCUUCUCUUGCCGUUCUCUUCACAUUUCGAAAAUAAAGAGGAAUGUGAGCCAGGGACGGGAGAGAGAGAGAGAGAGAGGGGAUGGAGUUGUCUCGGACUGAGCGGGUGAAGCAAAUCUUCGAGAGGUUCGACGCCAACGGCGACGGCGGGCUCGACCGGGAGGAGAUGGCCGACCUCGUGGUUGCCGUCAACCCCUACGUCAAGUUCUCCGACGAGCAGCUCAGCGCCAUCCUCGACGAGGUCUUCCGCACGUACGCCGACUUCACCAUCCCCGGCCCCGGCCUCACACUCGAUGGCCUCCGACGCACCUACGACGACGGCGCCGGCGACGUCGACCGCGACUUCCAAGCCCUCUCCUUCCAUGCCCCCUCCUCCUCCUCCGCCGCCGCCGCCUCCCCCGACCCUAACCACCGCGUCGUGUCUGAGUCCACCUCAGGCAUCCUCGACGACCUGGAGAUCCUCAUCAACCGCCUCCGCUCUAAGCAAAAGCACAAGGACGCGAAGCUACCCCGAGAAAGCAAUAGCUUCACUAGCUUCUCGGACUCCGGGUGGUCCCGCGAUCUCGGCUCCAGCGACUCCGCCGAGAGGCCGGUGCUCUGGGACGAGAGCGGGCCCCACUAUGUCCUCUUCCUCAAGGAGCUUGCCGCUCUGCGCGACCGCGCCGACACGGCUGUACUACAGGAAGAGGCGUUCGACGGCCACAUGGCCAUUGGUCGAGCACUCUACGAGCAGCAGCUAUACCAGGAAGCCCUGGCCAGCUUCCGCCGUGCCAGCGAGCUGCAGCCCGGCGACGCCCGCUCCCACUUCCACGCCGGGAACUCCCUCUGCGCCCUCGGCAGGCACGCGGAGGCUAGAGAGGAGCUCUUGGUCGCUCUCGAGGCCGCCGAGGCCGGGGUGGACCGAUGGGCUCAUCUCCUCCCCCAGAUCCAUGUUAAUCUCGGCGUUUCCAUGGAAGGGGAGGGGAUGCUCCUUGGUGCUUGCGACCACUACCGAGAGGCGGCCAUUAUCUGCCCCGCCCAUUUCAGAGCUCUGAAGCUCCUCGGCAGCGCUCUUUUCGGUGUCGGCGAGUACCAGGAUGCCAAGAAGGCGUUGGAGGAGGCGGUCAUGUUGAGGCCGGACUACGCCGACGCCCGCUGCGAUCUCGGCUCGGUCCUGCAUGCAUUGGGGGAGGACGAGAGGGCGGUGCAGGAGUUCCAGAAGGCCAUCGAUUUGAAGCCCGGGCAUGUGGAUGCGUUGUAUAAUCUUGGAGGAUUGCUUAUGUAUUUGGGGAGGUUCGCAAGAGCCGCAGAGAUGCACACCAGGGUCCUGACGAUUUGCCCGAACCACUGGCGGGCGCAGCUGAACAAGGCGGUGUCGCUGCUAGGCACCGGGGAGGCUGAGGAGGCCAGGAAGGCACUUAAGGAGGCCUUCAAGAUGACAAAGAGAGUGGAGGUCUAUGAUGCAAUUACCCACCUCAAGAAGCUGAAGAAGAAGAAGAAGAAGAAGAAGACACAGCCCAAGGCGAAUGGGGAUGAGUCUUUUCGCUUGGUGGAUCCUUCCAACUUCAGGAUGGUGGGGUUGGAGUCUGUGGCGCGACAGGACUUGGCUGAUGCGCUGGAAAUCAGGGCCUUCCAAAAGCUCACAAGGCUGAGCUGCUGCGACGUGGAUUUCUUGGAGAAGGAAUUGAAUCAGAAUGAUGCCCCUAAAUCCUAUUCCGUUUGCGGUGUCCCUGAGAAAUCUGUUCGCAGGGUUGCCUUGGAAGCAAUUGUCCACAAGAUGCUUCACUUUCUCAAAGGCGAGAUGUUCGAAGAGGCGUUCAAAGCAAUCAAUGAGAAGGUUCUCUCCGCCAUGGAUGCUUCCGCCUCUGCCCGGGUGGAUUUGGGCAUGUUCUUUGCCGUGCUCGCGCCGAUCUGCUCGGGCCCCGCCGGCAAGCGGAAAAGGGUGGCCUUUGAUGCACUUCGAUGGCGACCCAACGACGAGGACAUGGCUGAAAUCAGAAGAUCUGAUGCAGCUGCUUACAUUAAGCUGCUGAGGGCCGUUUAUAUCCCUUCGCAUGAUGCUAGUGACGUGAUUGAAGUGCGUGACGUGUCUGAUGUCUCGAGGAUCUCUUUCCGUGAGUUCGUCGAGAUGUUUGAUGAUCCAAACCGGGGUUUUGGCAUUUUAGAUACGUUGGUGAAGCUCGAAACUGGUGACCGGAUUCGCCAUGGUCGGCGUACCUGUUUUAUGUGUCAGUAUCCGAUCGUAGGGUCUAUAUUUAAAGAGACGCGGUGCCAUUUCAACCUCUGCAGUCGUUGCUACAGUGAAGGGAAGGUGCCUUCUAAUUGCAAGCAGGAGGAUUAUGAGUUCAGAGAGUAUGGAAACUUGACGGAAGCCAUGAGAGAGAACUGCUCAUGUUUUACUUUACAUCCAAAGAACCACAAGUGUGAGCUUAUGUAAUUAAAGGCUCUGCUACAUCAAGUGCUGAAGAUCCAAUCAUUUGCCUGCAUAUGUUGCACGGAGUAGGCAGCGAGCAGGUCUAAUUGGCAACUUAUGCCCCCGUAAACUAUCCAUCUACGGAAGUAGAUCGUUUUUCCAUAGAGUGCACGCAAGUAACAUAAUUUUUUUCUUCAUUAAUGCUCAUCGGUGAGAUAUGUAAUGGUGAUUCGAAUACUCUGUUAUUCUUAAUCUGUUAUGUUAGAUUUCUUUUUGAUCUUCUAUUUCCA